This is a messenger RNA of Panicum virgatum (switchgrass), 1096 nucleotides long. RefSeq lists its product as uncharacterized. NCBI's taxonomy places the organism in Eukaryota, Viridiplantae, Streptophyta, Magnoliopsida, Poales, Poaceae. The coding region runs from base 40 to 480 and encodes 146 amino acids. The record is from RefSeq and is a predicted model, not a curated record. The transcript has 3 exons.
CUCGUUACUUGAUAUAGCAGUAGAUACUAAACAACCUAUAUGGCACUUUGUUCGGCCGCAAUCAGUCACGUUGCCGUUGGGGAGAGAGCAUCGAAUGACACCUCCCCUUGGCUUGGCUCCACGCUGGAAAAAGGCAAUACGAUCGUGGCCGCGGACAUCGCGCCUCAACAUUGGGAGACGAGGCUGAGCGCGGCAGAGGGAGGGGAGGCGGCCGCGGGCAUCGUGGUGCAGGUCGGGAAGGAGGCGCGGCGGAGGGGAGACAACCGUGGGCGUCGUGGUGCAGGUCGGGAAGGAGGCGCGGCGGAGGGGAGACGGCCGUGGGCGACGUGGGGCUUGGCGGCCGGGUGGGGAGGAGGUGCGGCGGAGGGGAGGCGACCGCGGCGCCGCGGGGCUGGGCCGGGCGGGCGACGGGCGCGCCUGUCCGCUUGCGCAGCAGUGGCCGCGUCUGGCCGUCGGCGGGUGUGGACGCCGAUGGGCUGAUCACUCCAUGAUGGUUGAAGCAGGCCAACGAUUGCAUCAGUGUUGCAGUGGGAAGUCAGACUGAAAAGGAGGCUGCAAAAUUAAUCUUUUGAUGCUGAAAUAACUGACAAUGUUCAAGCUGAGAUGAAAGCAUAGUUCCUCUGUGUAAAGACUACUUUGUCAAGCAGAUACAGUGACAAUGUAGUUCCCUCUUGCUUAGAGCAUUUCCAAGAGCUCUUAUAUUUAUGAAUAGCUAAAAUCCUAAUUUAGCUAUUAUGUAAAACAAAAUAGCUAGCGAAAAAGUGAUGAAAUCCAACAGUUUCUUCAAAAUCCAAAAAGGAAUGGCUAGCGGCACCCUCUGGACAGAAAACGAGGAUAGAAGACGAAGUAGAUAGAGUUUCUGUUGGAUAGGGUUUUUUGUCUUGUUUUUCUUUUUUAGAAAACUCACCUAAGAUACAAGAACUCUUGAAGAUGCUUUAUCACGGUGGCUUUCAGAUGACAGCAUUGCAGUAUCUUAUUGUUUCUGUAUGUUUUUUUAAAGUGAACCAAAGCUGUUAGUGUUGUUGUUGUAAGAUCAAGUUCUCAAAUUGUACAAUGUAUGUAUAUGUUACAAAAGAUAGAUUAUUCUGAGAUUAUA